Molecule: messenger RNA, 1242 nt
Organism: Eremomyces bilateralis CBS 781.70
Lineage: Eukaryota; Fungi; Ascomycota; Dothideomycetes; Eremomycetales; Eremomycetaceae
Exons: 3
Coding region: 1-1242 (413 amino acids)
Biological process (GO): exocytosis; vesicle fusion
Cellular component (GO): SNARE complex; plasma membrane
Molecular function (GO): SNAP receptor activity; syntaxin binding
Source: RefSeq, a predicted model, not a curated record
AUGGGCAAAUUCGGCUUCGGCUCCAGCCGCAAGAACGGCAAAGACGCUGACGACGACACCGACUCCCGCAACGCCCUCUUCGGUUCCCGCUCCAACAAAGACAAGCCCAGGUCUCAGAACCCCUACGCUCAGAACUCCAACAGCCCCGAUCCCUACGCCCAGAACUCCGGCUACGGCGGAGGCUACGGCGGAGGAUCCAACCCCCAAAGCGGUAGAUCCAGCCAAAGUGGCGGCUACGGCGGCCAAGGCAGUUACGGCGGCCAAAGCGGCUACGGCGCCAACAAAUACGGCGAUGAGCCCCCCUCCAACGACAGCGGCUCCCGCUACGGACCCGGCGGCUACGGCGGCAUGGGAUCUCGCCUCCCGCGGCACAACAGCAACGAGACCACCAACACCGACGCCGGUCGCAACGAGCUCUUCGGAGACCCGCAGCGCCGCAUGCAGCGCCAGGAAUCGCAGAACGCUCCGCCUACCGGCAACGCGAACGAGGGUGGCGACGGGGAGUAUGGCAGUGCGUACGCGGACCGGCAACUCACCGCGGAAGAGCAGGAGGAGGAAGACGUGCAGGCAACGAAGCAGCAGGUGCGGCAGAUCAAGCAGCAAGACGUAUCCUCGACGCGCAACGCGCUACGUCUGGUCGACCAGGCGUACCAGACAGGGAGCGAGACACUCGGGCGACUCGGCGGGCAAGGCGAGCGGCUGCAUAACACGGAGAAGAACCUCGAUCUCGCGAGCAACCAGAACCGGAUGGCGAGCGAGAAGGCCGGGGAGCUGAAGACGCUGAACCGGAGCAUGUUCGCGGUACACGUGGGCAACCCGUUCACGUCGGCGAAGCGGCAGGAGGAGGCGCAGGAGCGCAUCGUCGACACGCAUCGAAAGGAGCGGGAGCAGCGAGAGGAUACGCGGUUUGACCAGUACAAGAGCAAGGCGCGGCAGAACGAGGCGGAGAAGGAGCUCCGUGGCGCGGGGCAAGGGGAGCGCGGGCAGCCGGGCAAGGCGAGUUUGCAGGAUCGGGCGAAGUUUCAGUUCGAGGCGGACAGUGAGGAUGAGGAUAUGGAGAAUGAGAUUGAUCGGAAUUUGGACCAUUUGCAUGGCGGGGCGAGGCGGUUGAAGACAUUGGCGGGGGCGAUGGGGAGGGAGGUGGAGGCGCAGAAUCAUGUGUUGGAUCGGUUGAAUCCGAAGGUUGACCACGUCGACGACGAGAUUCAACGGAAUAAAUUCAAGUUGGACCGCAUCAAAUAA